UUCACCAGUUACUGUGGGCAACUCAAAAUGACCAGCAUUGUAUUUCUCGCACUUGCGUUCAUGUUUACCUGUGAUCUUUCUUCAGCAAACAAGAAAAACGCGUGUCCACAAAUAUUAUGUCCACUCGAUCAUAAAAUACCAAAAGACUGUAGGAAAGCAGAAUAUGUGAUUGGAGAAGACUUCAAGACCAGGUGUCGCGUAUGUGACAGCAAUCUAUGUGGUGAUAUGUCAACUGUUUGCCCGGUGAUAUAUUGCCCAAAUGAUCGUAAAAUAAAGAAGGAUUGCCGCCGACCAAACUUUGAGAUAGGCACUGACGGAAUAACAAAGUGCCGACUGUGUGAUUCAAGUGUUUGUGGAAAGAAGAGAGAAGUGUGCCCACAAAUCCAAUGCCCUAACGAUUUGUCCAUUCCAAAAUAUUGCCGAGCUAAGACAUUUGAGAUUGGCACAGAUGGGAUCACCAGGUGUAGAGUUUGCGAUAGAGAUCGCUGUUUGAAAAACUAAAUGAUGGAAUGCUAAUGUAUAUAAUGCAGUAACAUCAAUGAAUAAAAUUGACACGAAAACUU
Molecule: messenger RNA, 563 nt
Organism: Ruditapes philippinarum (Manila clam)
Lineage: Eukaryota; Metazoa; Mollusca; Bivalvia; Venerida; Veneridae
Exons: 4
Coding region: 28-501 (157 amino acids)
Source: RefSeq, a predicted model, not a curated record